This is a messenger RNA of Aspergillus oryzae RIB40, 462 nucleotides long. RefSeq names its product RNA-binding protein. Gene Ontology annotation, molecular function: RNA binding. The coding region runs from base 1 to 462 and encodes 153 amino acids. The transcript is spliced from 2 exons. Lineage: Eukaryota; Fungi; Ascomycota; Eurotiomycetes; Eurotiales; Aspergillaceae. The record is from RefSeq and is a predicted model, not a curated record.
AUGAGCGAAGCGGCGCGCUUGAAAUGUACCGUCUAUGUGGGGGGUCUCGACCAGGCGGUUACUGUGCAGACGCUGGCCGAGGCAUUCGUUCCCUUCGGCGAAGUUGUUGAUAUAACGCUCCCAAAGCCCGACGUUCCCAACUCGAACGAGCUCCAUCGCGGGUUUGGCUAUGUGGAAUUUGAGGUACCCGAAGAUGCAAAAGAAGCGAUCGACAACAUGGAUGGAAGCGAGCUCUACGGGCGUACGAUCAAGGUUGCUGCCGCAAAGCCACAGAAGGAUAGCAAUGAAGGCCUAGGAAGCAAGACAGCUAUUUGGGAACAGGAGGGCUACUUGGCCAAAUACGCAGUCGACGAGGAGGAUAAGUUGGCGGCAGAGCAGGCUCAAGCAGCAACCAAUGAUCGUCCUCACGACCCUAUGCAAGGAUUGGAAGAGCUGGACGUCGCUGGUCCGAAGCCCGAAUAA